GUGGGAAGAAGGUGAUAAGGAUGGAAGAAUUAGUGAGAUUGAGAGUAGGCUUGGAUGGCUUCUGGGGGCGAAGAAGAGGCUGGCUCCAGACAAGAGAGCCAGGAGGCGGCAGUCAGCCACAGGACGCAAAGCCCUUUGAGGAGGGUCUGGGGUGGGAGCAGAGGUGGGAUUAUGCCUGAAGACGUCACCCAGUGUUCAUAAAAGGGGCUGUGAUCAGAGAGCCAGAGAAAGCGAGCUCAGGAGCCAGCAGACUCCCUGAAGGUGUUCACCCACCCAGGGAGCUCCUCUCCCUCCAGUCCUCCAGUCAGGACCCAGCAAAGGGCACUUCUCAGACCUGCCUCUUCCUGCCAGAAUGAACCUGUUUUCUUCUUGGCAGCUGCUCUUUUUCCUCUGUGCCACCAACUUUGAGGAGCCAUUGGCCAAAAUGGCACCCGUGGAGAACCCUGGUCCUACAGGCCAGCGGCCGGGACCGUUGCAACUCUCCGAGCACGGCUUGCGGUGUGCAGAGAGGAAGCCCGGGGCCGCGGGGCCACGCCCUCGGGGGACCUCGCCUUGCCCACUUGUCGAGAGCUCCGCCGGGCUCCAGCGACCCGGCCUGUGCCCAGCCCGCAGCCGUCUGAUCCCUGAGCCUCGGGGCACCGUCCUGGUGCAGCGCGAGAAGGACCUGUCCUCCUACAACUGGAACUCGUUUGGCCUGCGCUAUGGCAGGCGGCAGGCUACACGUGUGGCGCGGGGCUGAGGGCAGGGCGGCUGGUGGACUCCAGCCGGAGACCAGCAUCUGAGGCCGCACCGGAUGCGGGGCGAGGCUGGACAGGCGUAAUAAAGCGAUCUGGCCCAGGGCAGUAAAGCAAUUCUGCCUUCUCUC
Molecule: messenger RNA, 865 nt
Organism: Nannospalax galili (Upper Galilee mountains blind mole rat)
Lineage: Eukaryota; Metazoa; Chordata; Mammalia; Rodentia; Spalacidae
Gene: Kiss1
Product: KiSS-1 metastasis suppressor
Exons: 3
Coding region: 353-739 (128 amino acids)
Biological process (GO): positive regulation of cytosolic calcium ion concentration; G protein-coupled receptor signaling pathway
Cellular component (GO): neuron projection
Molecular function (GO): kisspeptin receptor binding
Source: RefSeq, a predicted model, not a curated record